This is a messenger RNA of Perognathus longimembris pacificus (Pacific pocket mouse), 3383 nucleotides long. RefSeq names its product 2'-5'-oligoadenylate synthase 2-like. Gene Ontology annotation, molecular function: double-stranded RNA binding; 2'-5'-oligoadenylate synthetase activity. Gene Ontology annotation, biological process: negative regulation of viral genome replication; defense response to virus; regulation of ribonuclease activity. NCBI's taxonomy places the organism in Eukaryota, Metazoa, Chordata, Mammalia, Rodentia, Heteromyidae. The record is from RefSeq and is a predicted model, not a curated record. Gene Ontology annotation, cellular component: nucleoplasm; cytosol; membrane.
GGCAGCUAGAGAGAGACGGGCAGCAGGUGCCCAGAGUGGCUCUGCCAAUGGCUCUCAUGGCACAUCUGAGAACAGAAAUGGACCUCGGAAGCACCUGGGCCAAAGACCUAGACAAAUUCAUCGAGAAAUAUCUCCUGCCAAACACGGAGUUCCGGGAGCAGAUCAGAAAGGCUGUCAACAUUAUCUGCGAUUUCCUGAAGGAAAAAUGUUUUCAGAGAACCAACUCUCCUGUGCGGGUGUCCAAGGUGGUGAAGGGCGGGUCCUCAGGGAAAGGCACCUACCUCAGAGGCCGAUCUGACGCUGACCUGGUUGUCUUCCUCACCAAACUCACCAGUUUUGAGGAUCAGUUGACACGCCGGAAAGAAUUCAUUGCUGAGAUUAGGAGACAGCUGGAAGCAUGUCAAAGAGAGAAAUGGCUUGGUGUAGAGUUUGUGUUCCAGAAUAACUCCUGGGCCAAUCCCCGCGUGCUCAGCUUCGUGCUGAGCUCCUCUGAGCUUCAGGAGCAUGUCGAGUUUGACGUCCUGCCGGCUUUCGACGUGCUGGGUCAUGUCACCAGAAACUACAAACCCAACCCUGAAAUCUACGUCAAACUUAUCAAGGAGUGCACUGCCCAGAAUAAAGAGGGCGAGUUCUCCACCUGCUUCACCGAGCUGCAGAGGAACUUCCUGAAGCAGGCCCCCCCCAAGCUGAAGAGCCUCAUCCGCCUCAUCAAGUAUUGGUACCAGCUGUGUAAGAAGGAGCUGGGGCAACCGCUGCCACCGAAGUACGCCCUGGAGCUGCUGACCGUCCACGCGUGGGAAUGCGGCAGCGGAAGCCCGGAGUUCAACACCGCCCAGGGGUUCCGGACCGUCUUAGAACUGGUCCUGAACCACGAGCAUCUCUGCAUCUGCUGGGAUGUGUACUACGACUCGCAAGAUCCCUUUAUUUCUCGCUAUGUGGCUGGGCAGCUCAGAAAACCCAGGCCUGUGAUUCUGGACCCAGCUGACCCCACAGGAAACCUGGGUGGAAAAGCCGAGGGCUGGCGUCGCCUGGCAGCAAAGGCGAGAUGCUGGCUGUACUUCCCUUGCGUGAACAAAGCCGACGGGACCCCAGUGGGCUCCUGGGAUGUGCCGUCCCCUGCUCUGCCACUUGCUGUCACACCCGCCUCAGGAGCCAUGGGGAACUGGGAGUCCCAGGUGUGUGCGCUGGCCCCCGAGGAGCUGGAGGGCUUCAUCCAGAGCAACCUGAGGCCCCAGGAGGACUGCCUGAAGCGCAUCCGCCAGCUCCUGGCUAGGGUCUCUGACAUCCUGCUGGAGCCGGACAAGGUCCCCCUGGUGCAGGGCAUCGCGCAGGGAGGCUCCUAUGGCCGGGAAACAAGCCUGAGAGGGGUGUCUGAGGGCACCCUUGUCCUCUUCCUCGACAACUGGGAACACUUCCAGGAUCAGAAGAAAGGUCAACAGGAAGUCCUGAAGAUCAUUGAACAAUGGCUGCUGGAGCCUCAGCUCCAGGUGGACCUGACCGACAAGUGUCAAGUUCUUAGGGCCCCAGGCCGCCUCUUCAUCCGUGUGACCACUCACAUCCCAGGGGGCCUCUUCACCGGUGUGCCCGACCAAACGCAGACCGUGACGUUCCAGGUCGUGCCUGCCUUCAACCCUCUGAACAUGGAAGAGAAGCCCAGCUCCUGGACUUACCGAGAUCUCAAGAGAGCCAUGGAUGAGAUGGGAGCAGGGCCCGGCGAGUUCUCUGUCUGCUUCACCAGACUCCAGCAGCAGUUUUUUAACAAGUUCCCCAGAAGACUGAAGGAUUUGAUCCUCUUGAUCAAGUACUGGUACCAGCAGUGCCAGAAGAGACGGGGCGGCGGCCCCGACGGCGCGGUGGCCCUCGCGCUGGAGCUGCUGGCGGCCCACGCCUGGGAGCAGGGCUGCGGCCGCGGCGACUUCGACCUGGCGGCGGGCGUGCGCUCCGUGCUGCGGCUGCUGCUGCGGCCCGAGCGGCUGUGCGUCUACUGGACGCGGCACUACGGCUUCCAGGACGAGGCCGUGCGCGGCGCGCUCCUGCUCCAGCUCCAGGCCAAGCGGCCGGUGAUCCUGGAUCCCACCGACCCGACUAACAAUGUGAGCUGGAACCACGCCCCGUGGGCACAGCUGAAAGAAGAAGCCGCCCUCUGGCUGCGUUCUCCCAGCCUCAAUAAGGAGUCGCCUGCGCCCAGCUGGGAUGUGCUGCCGGCCCCUCUCUUCAUCACCUCUGGCCACCUGCUGGACCAGUUCAUCAAGGACUUCCUUCAGCCCAACCCGCAGUUCUUGGAGCAGCUGGGGCGUGCCGUGGACGCCAUCUGUGCCUUCCUAAAGGAAGACUGCUUCCGACACUCAGCCACCACCAAGGUCCAGAAGGUCGUGAUGGGCGGCUCGGCAGCCAAGGGCACAGUGCUGAGGACAGGCUCUGACGCGCACUUGGUGGUGUUCAUGGACUCCCUGGCCAGCUUCACCGCCCAGAAGACCCAGCGUGGCUGGGUGGUCCGGGAGGUGGAGCAGCAGCUGGCCGCCUGGGCGCAGGUGCAGGACCUGGAGGUGAAGAUGGAGAUGUCCUCCUGCAAGGCCCCCCGCAGGCUCAGCUUCUCUCUCAAGUCCAAAUCUCUCAACGAGUGCGUGGACUUCCAUGUGCUGCCUGCUUUCAACGCACUGGGUCCACUGAGAGCCGGAUUGGCGCCCAGCCCCCGGGUCUACGAGGACCUCCUGGACCUGUACGCGUGCACAGACCUGCCAGGCGGGGAAUUUUCCACCUGCUUCUCGGAGCUUCAGCGAAACUUCAUUGAAACGCGGCCCAGCAAACUGAAGGACCUGAUCCGCCUGGUGAAGCACUGGUACCGGCAGUGUGAGCGGAAAGCGGAGCCCGGGGCGCGGCUGCCCCCCCAGUUUGCCCUGGAGCUGCUCAGCGUCUACGCCUGGGAGCGGGGCUGCGGCGGCGCGCCGAGCUUCGACAUGGCCCAGGGCUUGCGCUCCGUGCUGGAGCUGGUGACCAAAUACCGCGAACUGUGCGUCUUCUGGACGGCCAACUACAGCAUGGAGGACGGCAGGAUGCGGACGUUCCUCCUCUCCCAGAUCCAGAGGCCCAGGCCCGUGAUCCUGGACCCGGCCGACCCCACGGCCGACGUGGGCGGAGGCGACCGCUGGUGCUGGCAUCUGCUCGCCAGGGAGGCACAGCAAUGGUUCUCCUCGCCCUGCUUCCUCAGAGGCUCCGGGUAUCCCGUGCAGCCAUGGAAAGUUCCAGUAAGAGUGAUCUAAAGGGGACCGGCAGCCUCAGCCCAAGCACACCCCUGCACUUCCAACCUGGAGGAAUACAAAACCACAGCACGAGUGACCAGGACUCAGCUGUUCCUCCCCCACCUCAAGCCUGGGGACCAGGAC